Messenger RNA from Antechinus flavipes (yellow-footed antechinus), 1358 nucleotides. It is a transcript of the gene CIBAR1, whose product is annotated as CBY1 interacting BAR domain containing 1. Gene Ontology annotation, cellular component: ciliary transition zone; ciliary basal body. The coding region runs from base 137 to 1000 and encodes 287 amino acids. Gene Ontology annotation, biological process: cilium assembly. The record is from RefSeq and is a predicted model, not a curated record. Lineage: Eukaryota; Metazoa; Chordata; Mammalia; Dasyuromorphia; Dasyuridae. The transcript has 9 exons.
GCUCCCGUUCUCUCUCUCCCCAUCUCUUCCGCGCGAGCGGGCACGCGGGCUCCCGUCCCGGCGCGUGCCGCGGCGGCUCCACCGCAGGGCCCGUUGCGGGCUCUAUCCCGGGGUCCGGGGCCGUUUGCGAGGCGACAUGCUGAGGCGGAAUGUGGAAAGCCGGGACGCCCAGACCAGACAAAUGCAAGAUGCGGUCUCCAACGUGGAGAAGCACUUCGGAGAGCUGUGCCAGGUCUUCGCGGGGUACGUGCGUAAAAAAGCCCGGCUGCGGGAUAAGGCCGACCUCCUAGUGAAUGAAAUCAACGCCUACGCCUCCACCGAAACGCCCAACUUGAAGCACGGCCUCAAGAACUUUGCUGAAGAGUUUGCCAAACUUCAGGAUUAUAGGCAAGCCGAGGUUGAAAGACUUGAAGCCAAAGUAGUUGAACCUUUGAAAACUUAUGGAACUAUUGUGAAGAUGAAACGGGAGGAUCUCAAAGCAACUCUAACAGCAAAGAAUCGAGAAGCUAAGCAGUUAACUCAACUAGAAAGGACACGUCAGCGGAAUCCAUCAGAUCGGCAUAUUAUAUCACAGGCAGAAACUGAAUUACAGAGAGCUACAAUGGAUGCUACCAGAACAAGUCGGCAUCUAGAAGAAACAAUUGACAAUUUUGAAAAGCAAAAAAUAAAGGACAUAAAGAAUAUAUUUUCGGAAUUUAUAACAAUUGAAAUGCUAUUCCAUGGCAAAGCUUUAGAAGUCUACACAGCUGCCUACCAAAAUAUGCAGAAGAUUGAUGAAGAAGAAGAUCUAGAGAUUUUUCGGAGCUCUCUUUAUCCACCUGACUACUCAACUCGUUUAGAUAUUGUUCGAGCAAAUUCAAAAUCCCCGCUUCAGAGAUCUCUUUCUGCCAAGUGUAUAUCUGGAACAGCACAGAUUCCCACCAGUCGGAUAAGAAAAGACCAACAAGAUGAUGAUGAAGAGGAUGAUGAUGAAUUAGAAGUUACAGAGGAAGAAAAUUAAUUUUAUAUGAGCUUUUUAAGAGUUUCCCUCAGAAUCAUCAAGACUUCAAUUUACUAAAUUGUUUAGCUUAGCUUGUCAGUUGUCAAAAUUUUAAAACUAGGCAACAAUAUACACCAUUAACAGAUACUUCAAAGAACCUACAAUUUUAAAAAGUAAAUGGCUUUUGAGGAUUUAUCCCCAGGAUGGAACGUGCUUAAAGAAAAUUUCUGUAGCCCGAAAAUAAAGUAGCUCAAAUAAAAAAUUUAAAACAUACCUUUAGUUUCAUUCUUUUACCCAGGGUUAUAUUUGUUUAAAUAUCUUGAAAGCUUGUCAUUCAGAUGUUGUUAUACCACACAAAUAAAUACAAUUGCCAAAAGAA